GAGAAACUGUUGCAAGCCGUGGAUCAACAAACUGUUGCACUCAAGCACAACAAUAACAACUCUGACGCUGUCACGCCCAUCGCACAAAAUAACGGCAAAACUGCACGAGCCAAUCGUCGUCGUAAGCGUCGCAAUAAAAAGCAACAAGACAACUCGCAGCAACCUGACGCCUUUCAGGAGCAGCUAACACACAACACAUCCACCGCCCACAAUAGCAACCACCAGCAGUACCCUCUUCCUCCACCCAACCACAACCACAACAGCAGCCCAUCCGUCAAUAUGCCAGCCCGUUUCGUCGAAGAAGUAAUCACCGCUGAUCCCGCUACGCACGUCGCUCCCCAAUUGGACCUGGGUGGCGGUCGCUAUGCGCCCCGUCAGCAGAUGGUAAAUGAUGAUGUUGCUAUUACUGGUUUCUCUGGUCGUCUGCCCGAGAGCUCCACCAUUGAGGAGUUCAAGCAAAAUUUGUUUAAUGGCGUUGACAUGGUAAACGAUGACCCCAGACGUUGGGAGCGCGGUCUUUAUGGCCUGCCCGACAGGUUGGGAAAGAUCAAGGAAAUCGACUUGGAGAACUUUGAUCAGCAAUUUUUCAGCGUGCAUCAGAAGCAGGCCGAGUGCAUGGACCCUUGUCUGCGCAUUUUACUCGAACUGACUCAUGAAGCAAUAAUUGAUGCGGGUUUGAAUCCUUCGGAGUUGCGCGGUUCUCGCACUGGCGUUUACAUUGGUGUCUCCAAUUCUGAGACGGAGCAGCACUGGACCAUAGAUCCUGAUCGUGUCAAUGGCUACGGUUUGACGGGCUGUGCACGCGCUAUGUUUGCCAACCGAAUCUCUUUCACUUUUGACUUCAAAGGUCCCAGCUACAGUGUGGACACCGCUUGCUCCAGCUCGCUGUAUGCUCUAGAACAAGCCUUCUCUGACAUGCGCGCUGGCAAGUGCGACAAUGCUAUUGUUGCUGGUGCAGGUCUCAUUUUAAAACCGACUAUGUCGCUGCAGUUCAAACGUCUGAAUAUGUUGAGCCCGGAUGGUAGCUGCAAGGCCUUCGAUGAAUCAGGAAAUGGUUACGUGCGCUCUGACGGUUGCGUUGUGUUGCUCUUGCAGCGUACCUCGUUGGCCAAGCGUGUCUAUGCAACAAUCCUUAACGUACGCACCAACACUGAUGGUUUUAAGGAACAAGGCAUUACCUAUCCCAUUGGAAAAAUGCAAAAUCGCUUGAUUCGCGAAACAUACGAGGAAAUUGGCUUAAACCCCAACGAUGUGGUUUAUGUGGAGGCGCACGGUACGGGUACCAAGGUCGGUGACCCACAAGAAGUUAACUCUAUCACCGACUUUUUCUGCAAGGAUCGCAAGACGCCGCUGCUCAUUGGCUCCGUCAAAUCCAACAUGGGACAUUCCGAGCCUGCUUCGGGCGUUUGCUCAGUUGCCAAAAUAUUAAUUGCUAUGGAAGCUGGUGAGAUACCCGCUAAUUUGCAUUAUUCCAAGCCAAAUCCUGAUUUGUACGGUCUUGUCGAUGGCCGCUUGAAGGUGGUGGAUAAGAAUCUUCCUUGGAACGGUGGCAUUAUUGGCCUGAACUCUUUCGGUUUUGGUGGUGCUAAUGCCCACGUCAUCCUUAAAUCCAAUCCGAAACCCAAGGCUAUCACACCACGCGAUGGCGCUCCAAAAUUGGUUAUAGCCUCUGGUCGCACAUUUGAAGCCGUGCAACAGCUUGUGGAGUCUGCUACAGAGCAUGCCGAUGAUGAUGAAUAUUUGCAACUAAUUAAUGAUAUCCAUUCCAAGCCCAUUCCACUGCAUUACUUCCGCGGCUAUGGCGUUGUAAGCAGUAAAGGUUCGUUGCAGCGAGAGGUGCUGGAGUUUAGCGAAGAGAAACGCCCCAUUUGGUACAUUUAUUCCGGCAUGGGCAGCCAGUGGGCUAGUAUGGCUAAGGAUCUGAUGCAGAUCGAUGUGUUUGCUAAAACAAUUCAACGUUGUGCCGAUGUACUAAAGCCGGAGGGUGUUGAUCUUAUUGAUGUGCUGACACGCUCCACGGACAAGAGUUUCGAGAACAUUCUUAAUUCCUUCAUUUCGAUUGCUGCUAUGCAAGUGGCGCUGACCGAUGUGCUUACCUCCCUAAACAUUCAACCAGAUGGCAUUGUUGGCCACUCAGUAGGAGAGUUGGGCUGUGCCUACGCUGAUGGCUGCUUUACACCUGAACAAACUGUUCUGGCCGCAUACUGGCGUGGAAAGAGCAUUUUGGAUACGCAACUGGCUAAGGGCAAGAUGGCUGCCGUUGGUCUGAGCUGGGAUGAUGCUCACAAGCGUGUGCCCAGUGACUGUUUCCCCGUGUGCCACAACAGCGAGGAUAACUGCACUAUUUCCGGCCCGGAGGCCUCUAUUGAAGCACUGGUUACCAAACUGAACGCUGAGGGUGUGUUUGCAAAGGCCGUUAACUCUAGCGGCUAUGCCUUCCAUAGCAAGUACAUUGCCGAUGCUGGCCCAAAACUGCGCAAGAGCCUUGAGAAAAUUAUCCCCAAUUCCAAGAACCGCACAACCCGCUGGGUGAGCACCAGUAUUCCAGAAUCUGCGUGGACCACCCCCAUUGCCAAGCAGUCUUCGGCUGCCUAUCAUGUGAACAACCUGCUCUCGCCCGUGCUCUUCCACGAGGCACUGCAGCAUGUGCCCAAGAAUGCGAUCUCAAUCGAAAUUGCCCCCCACGGCCUGCUGCAGGCUAUUCUAAAGCGCGCUCUGGGUCCGGAUGCCACAAAUCUGAGCUUGGUGAAGCGUGGCCAUGAAAACAAUGUGGAGUUCUUCCUCAGCAAUGUUGGCAAGCUGUAUGCCGCUGGCGCUCAGCCUCAGGUUUUGAAUCUUGUUCGUCCCAUCAGCUAUCCAGUGGGUCGCGGCACACCCAUGUUGAACUCCUUGGUCGGCUGGGAUCACUCGCAGAAAUGGCUAGUAGCCAAGUUCGGCAAGGAAACCUCUUCGGGAGAGACUGUUAUAGAGGUUGACCUUUCCAAGGAGGAUGAUGCAUUCCUCGCAGGCCACACCAUCGAUGGUCGCAUACUGUUCCCGGCUACCGGAUACAUGACUCUGGCCUGGAUGACCUUCGCAAAGAUGCGCGGCGGUGAGUUCCAUAAGACACCCGUGGUCAUGGAGAAUCUGGUGUUCCAUCGUGCUACCAUUUUAAACAAGAAUGCUGUCGUUAAAUUCGGUAUCAACUUCUUUGACGGAACUGGAAACUUUGAGAUCUGUGAGAGUGGCAGCUUGGCUGUUUCCGGCAAGAUCAGUCUGCCCGAGAGCAUUGAAAAUGAAGAGUUGCCGCUGGAGCCACAGCAACCCAACACCACUGCCAAGCAGUUGGUCACCAAUGAUGUAUAUAAGGAGCUGCGUCUGCGUGGUUAUGACUAUAGCGGCAUAUUCCGCGGCAUCGUUACCUCAGACACCGUCGCCUCUGUGGGUCAACUGCAGUGGGUUGACAACUGGAUCAGCUUCAUGGAUACCAUGUUGCAGUUUAGCAUUCUUAGCAAGGAUCUGCGUGAAUUAUAUCUGCCUACGCGUAUUGAGAAGGCGGUUAUCAAUCCGGCUAAGCAGCUAGAGCUCGUUAAUAAUCUAAGCAAGGAGGAGCAAACCGGAACCGGAGUCCCUGUAUACUGGUACAAUGACAUCAACGUGAUCAAGAGUGGUGGUGUGGAGCUGCGUGGCCUGAAGGCUUCGCUCGCCCAACGCCGUCCUGGUACCCAAAAUCCACCAACCUUGGAACGAUACAAUUUCGUUGCCAACAACAAUACCACCGAAUUACAUGAGAAUUUGGAGAAGGCUCGACUACAUGCUUUGGAUGUGGCGAUCCAGUUGAUUAUUGAGAACUCCAGCGGCGCCGUCAAGUUAAAAGGCGUUGAGCUGGCCAAUGGACGCAACCCUGAUGUGCUAGUUGCCAAUAAGUUGCUCCAACUUAUUGAAGGUGAACCUGUGCUUACCGGCGAUGUUGCUGUUGUCACUUCCAAUAACAACGAGGAGACUAUUAGUGGAGUGCUGGGUGACUCUGGAGUGCGCGUCAUAUCGAAGGAUGUCCUAAAAGAACCGGUAGAGCAGAACUGUCAUUUCAUCUUCGGUAUUGAUGUAUUGGCACGUCCGGACACGAAGAUUCUAGAGAAUAGCAUUGCCAGCAUUCGAGACUCUGGUUUCCUCAUCUUUGAGGAGAAUCUGAGCACCUACAACAAGACGGGACGUACAUUGUUGCAGAAGUUUGGCUUCGUGGGUGUGCAGGAGCAGACCUUGGGCGGUACACGCGUUCUUGUUCUGGCUCGCCGCACCAUAAACCUGAAGACCCGUAAAUCUGUUGUGGUGCAGGUGACCGAGCAGAACUUCAACUGGGUGGACGAUCUGAAGGCGGCUUUGUUAACUGCUACCACUGAGGAGCAGUACGUAUAUAUUGUGUGCCAGGGUGAGGAGCUUUUCGGUGCCGUCGGUCUAAUGACCUGCAUUAAGAAUGAGAACGGUGGAAAAUUGGCGCGUCUGGUGUUUGUGCAGGAUGCCAAGGCAGAGAAGUUCUCCUUAACGUCAGCGCUUUACAGCAAGCAGCUAGAGAAGGAUCUCAUUUCAAAUGUAUUGAAAAACGGCAACUGGGGUACCUUCCGUCACUUGAAGUUGGAAACCGAGCAAGCUACACUGCAGGUGGAGCAUGCUUAUGUGAAUGCUUUGGUCAAGGGUGACUUGGCAUCGUUGAAAUGGAUUGAAGCCGCCAAGGCUGAUACCAGCAACACCGACAAAGAUCUGGAGACGUGCACUGUGUACUAUGCGCCUAUCAAUUUCCGAGACGUUAUGCUCUCAUCCGGAAAAUUGGCAGCUGACGCGUUGCCUGGUGACUUGGCACAGCAAGAUUGCGUCCUGGGUCUGGAGUUCGCCGGUCGCGAUACCGCUGGUCGUCGUGUAAUGGCUAUGGUUCCAGCCAAGUCUUUGGCCACAACCUGCUUGGCCAGCAAGCGCAUGAUGUGGCAAAUUCCUGAGAAGUGGACUAUGGAGGAAGCCUCCACGGUACCUUGUGUCUAUUCAACUGUGUACUAUGCAUUGGUGGUGCGCGGCCAGAUGAAGAAGGGUGAACGCAUUCUUAUUCACGCUGGCUCUGGCGGCGUGGGCCAAGCAGCCAUCUCGGUGGCCUUGCAUCAUGGUCUGACCGUCUUCACUACCGUAGGUAGCCAGGAAAAGCGUGAAUUUUUGCUGAAGCGCUUCCCCAAGCUGCAGGCACGCAACAUUGGCAACUCACGUGACACAUCCUUCGAGCAGCUGAUCAUGCGCGAAACCAAGGGAAGGGGUGUGGAUCUGGUACUCAACUCACUGUCCGAGGAGAAACUGCAGGCUUCCAUUCGUUGCCUAGGUCUCAACGGUCGCUUUCUGGAAAUCGGAAAAUUCGAUUUAAGCAACAACAGCCCACUGGGAAUGUCCGUGUUCUUGAAAAACACCUCAUUCCAUGGCAUCCUGUUAGACAGUGUGAUGGAAGGCGAGGAGGAGAUGCAAAACCAGGUGGUUUCUUUAGUGGCCGACGGCAUUAAGAACGGCGCCGUGGUUCCAUUGCCCACUUCUGUGUUUAAUGAUCAGCAGGUGGAGCAAGCGUUCCGCUUUAUGGCCUCUGGCAAGCAUAUCGGCAAAGUUGUGAUCAAGGUGCGCGAUGAGGAGGACGGUCACAAGACGUUGCUGCCAAAACCACGCCUGAUUAACGCAAUUCCACGCACUUACAUGCAUCCCGAAAAGAGUUACAUUCUCAUUGGCGGCCUCGGUGGUUUCGGUCUUGAGCUCACAAACUGGCUUGUUACACGUGGUGCUCGCUAUAUUGUCCUCACUUCCCGUUCAGGUGUGAAGACCGGCUAUCAGGGUCUGAUGAUUCGCCGCUGGCAGGAACGUGGCGUCAAAGUGGUUAUUGAUACCAACGAUGUAACGACCGCCGCAGGCGCUAAAAAACUUUUGGAGACAAGCAACAAGCUUGCUCUGGUCGGCGGCAUUUUCAAUCUUGCCGCAGUGCUGCGCGAUGCUCUGAUUGAAGAUCAGACGGCAAAGGAUUUCAAAACUGUGGCUGAUCCCAAGGUAACGGCUACCAAAUACCUGGAUCAAUACUCGCGUACCAUCUGUACCGAGCUGGACUACUUCAUCUGCUUCUCCAGUGUAUCUUGCGGUCGCGGCAACAUCGGUCAGACUAACUACGGUUUGGCUAAUUCAGCUAUGGAGCGUAUUUGUGAGCAGCGUCAAAUCAGUGGCUUCCCCGGAACAUCCAUACAGUGGGGUGCGAUUGGUGACACUGGCUUAGUGCUGGAGAAUCUGGGUGACAACGACACCGUUAUCGGAGGAACACUGCCUCAGCGGAUGCCUUCUUGCCUGCAGACCAUUGACCUCUUCCUCCAGCAGCCACAUUCUGUCUUGGCCUCUAUGGUGGUUGCAGAAAAGCGAAAAUCAGAUCAGUCCGCAGGAGUUAGCCUAAUUGCUACCAUCUCAAAUAUUCUGGGCCUGCGUGACACAAAGAACAUUCAGGAUGGAGCUUCAUUGGCCGACCUUGGCAUGGAUUCACUGAUGAGCGCUGAAAUUAAACAAACACUGGAGCGCAACUUCGACAUUGUGCUGUCCGCGCAAGAAAUUCGCAAUCUAACUUUCGGAUCACUGAAGCAAAUGGAUGGCGGUGCUGAUGUAAAGCCCACCGAUACGUCAGCCGCAGAGAAGGCGAACACUCCCUCACGCACACCCAGUCCCCUGGGAGAUGGAACUCAAGUUGUCUUUACCACCGCAUUGAUGCCCACUGAAGCGAUAGUUCGACUAGAGACGAAGGCAACAGCAGCCAGCAAACAGCGUCCAAUUUUCUUUGUCUCGCCGAUUGAAGGUUUCGCCACUGCUCUGGAACCGCUUGCCAAGCGUCUCGAAUGCCCCGCCUAUGGCCUGCAAUUCACAGAGACCGUGCCCGUGGACACAAUCGAGGCAGUUGCAAAGUUCUACAUUCAACAAUUGCGCACAGUGCAGCCCAAGGGACCCUACAAUCUGGCAGGCUACUCCUUCGGCUGCCUUGUGACCUACGUCAUGGCCUACAUACUGGAGCAAAGCAAUGAGAUCACGAACGUGGUCAUGUUGGACGGUGCGCCCAACUAUGUGAACUGGUACACCAGCAGUUUCAAGCAGCGAUACACGGCCGAUGAUUCCAACUCCAAUCAGAGCUAUGGCCUGGCCUACUUCGGCAUUGUGCUGGCUAACAUUGACUACAAAUCGCUCGUACGUCUGUUAUUGGUCAUUCCCACAUGGGAGGAGAAAUUGGAGAGGUUCGCAGAACUAAUCAGUGUGGAAAUUAGCCAGCCCGUAGAUGUGAUCAAGAAGGCAGCUACGUUGUUCUAUAAAAAACUGGAGCUCGCCGACAGCUACACACCCACGCUUAAACUUAAAUCGAAUGUUACGCUGGUCAAGCCCACAGAUAACUCUGCUAAGCUGGACGAAGACUACCGUUUGAAGGAGGUUUGCACAAAAGCGGUCGAGGUGCAUACAGUCGACGGCAACCAUCGCACAUUCCUUAUAGAGGACCAGUCCCUAACCACAAUUCAAAGCAUAUUGAAGCGUCUCUUCAAUUAAGCCUCUAACUCUUAACCUCAGCAUCACACACACACACAUAGAAUACUCGAGUUCUGUAUUCGGCAUAUGGAGCUACCAAUUUCUCUCUAUCUCUAUCUCUCUACGGCAUGGCAUUCAGAAAAGAAGCAAACCAUCACUAGUUAGUAUAUUUAGUGAAUGAAUUUAUGAUGUUGAGCUGCAAGGAAUAAUCACAAAUCGCCCAGUUAAAAAUCGAUGUUGAAAAAAGCACAGUUACAAAUGUAAAGACUUAACUGCUGUCUUGCAGUGUCUGUGAACGCCUAGGUCCAAAUUUUUAGUUUACAGCUACUGCGAUUCCAAGCAGUUGAGUUUGUUUUAUCUCUACCACAAAUUCCUUGAGCGCUAUGGCAGUAGUCGUCCCAACUUACCAAAUAUAUCUUUAUAUAUAUGCUAUAUCGUAUACGUGUAUUGUAUAAUGUGUAGCACAUUUUAGUUUAAAUGUUAGUCUUAAGUCUACAGUUUGUAGUCACAUAUGUAAUGAAUUUCAUUUGAUGUAUACAGAACACUUUGUUAUUUUGAUGUAUAAAAUAAUCGCACAUAAUGAUUACUCAUGAA
Molecule: messenger RNA, 8133 nt
Organism: Scaptodrosophila lebanonensis
Lineage: Eukaryota; Metazoa; Arthropoda; Insecta; Diptera; Drosophilidae
Gene: FASN1
Product: fatty acid synthase
Exons: 5
Coding region: 280-7560 (2426 amino acids)
Biological process (GO): fatty acid biosynthetic process
Molecular function (GO): fatty acid synthase activity; oxidoreductase activity; phosphopantetheine binding
Source: RefSeq, a predicted model, not a curated record